AUGGAGUACGAAUCCGGAGGGCCACUCCUCAAGGUAUUGCUUUUAAUUCGCGCCAAAUCCUCUCACAUGGGAAACCGCAAGGAACUUUUCCGAUUCCCGGAUGGUCGGCUCGCGAUUGAGCAUGCCCUCGAGACCUUGCACAGCGCAGUUCCCUCUGCCUCGACGAUCUACAUCUCUCUGCACGAUGAGUCUCAAUUGGGAAGUAUCGAAGCCCCGCUGAAAGAUGUAGCCGUCCGGGCUAGAGUUUCCAAAGAUGCCGAGCAUGGUGAGCAUGAUGAGCAUGAUCACGACCUGCACAACUUUCCUGAGUUGAAGCCCGUCUUCGACGAGCAGGAGGAGGACAUUGGGGCAGCAUCUGGCCUCCUCGCUGCUCACUCGACACACCCGGAUGCCAAAUGGCUUGUUCUUACCUGCGAUUAUCCUCUCUUGCCUCCGCCGGCGCUUCAACAACUCAUUCUCGAGUAUCAGAACCCGGUCACGUGUUUUGUCAAUGAAAGUGGGUUUACGGAACCUUUGAUCUCUAUUUGGGAUUCGGAAGCUUUGGAGAAAUUGAAACUGAAUGUUAAGAAUGGGAGAUAUAGUCUGGAUGGCGUCAUUGAGGAGAUAAACGGAAGAUUGAUCAAGCCGUUGCGGGCACAGUGGAUCAGUCGUGCUGAUACUGAAGAAGCAUGGGCUGAGGUCAUGGCUGUUCUGGCUUCAAGAUGA
Molecule: messenger RNA, 705 nt
Organism: Hyaloscypha bicolor E
Lineage: Eukaryota; Fungi; Ascomycota; Leotiomycetes; Helotiales; Hyaloscyphaceae
Exons: 1
Coding region: 1-705 (234 amino acids)
Source: RefSeq, a predicted model, not a curated record